UGGCGCUGGGCGCUCGCCGCGUACGCGAGCGCGAGCAGCAUAGUCGGACGUCCGCGGCCUCAUUACAAAUACACCUCCUUUCUCGUAUACGAAGCAGCCGAUGGUAGCUGAAUCUCGUUGUUCAUCCAUUGUUUUGCCUCGGUCCAGGGGUUCUUCGCCUACCGGUGCUACUGCGCCGAUUGAUGGAAAGCAGCUUACUGAGCAAUGUCUCUAACAUGGCUUACACGAUCCAAAUCCAAACUCGCCUACGGAUUCAAGACGAAUCCGUGGAGAUCCAUGGACAGUAGUAGGAUGACUGAUCAGACUCUAUAUGUAGGCUGAAAUUCGUACAGCGACGAAUAUAAAAGCGACGACGAGACACGGUCUUUCCAACACAAUCCUCAUCUUCGACCAUAAACCCGCACUCACAUCCAGCACAUCCAGCAACAAGCAAAUCGAUAGACAUGGCCAGUAAGACGAAUAUCCUGCUCUUCGGUGCCUCCGGCUACAUUGGGGGAACUCUCCUGAAUCGCCUUCUGAAGCACCCCAGGGCAUCUACUUUCGAGAUCGUUACACCAGUGCGCUCCGCCGAGAAGGCAGAGGUGCUCAAGAAGCUGGGCGCGAAGCCCGAGAUCGCUGCUCUCAGCGAGUACGACAAGAUCGAGGAACUUGCCUCUCAUGCGGAUGUCAUAUUCAACCUCGCAAACGCGGACAAUGUGCCGCAGAUGAACGCGGUUCUCAAGGGCAUACGAAAGGCGCACGCGGCCACUGGCAAACCGCCAGUGCUUAUCCACACUACCGGCCUUGGCGAAGUCAUUGAGUUCGCGCAGGGAGAGUAUGCCGCCAAGACCGUAUACUCGGACGUGGACAUCGAGCAGAUCAAGUCCAUUCCGGCAGAAGCCCUCCACCGCAACGUCGACCUGGUCGUGAUUGGUGCAGACGAGGAAGGCUAUGCGAGGUCAUACUUGAUCUCGCCGGGCAUCGUGUACGGUCUCGCAUCUGCGCCAGUGCACGAGGCGGGAAUCGCGAAGAAGUUCUCCAUUCAGAUCCCAGGGCUCGCCAAGGCAGCGCUGGCCAGGAAGCGCGCUGGCAUUGUCGGUCCUGGUAAGGCUGUCUGGCCGCAUGCCCACGUCGAUGAUGUGGCCGACAUCUACGUCAAUCUCUUCGAUGCGAUCUCCAAGGACCCGCAGAGCGUCGGGCACGGCUGGGAGGGCUACUACUUUGUCGAGAACGGCGAGGUUGCCUGGUAUGGUGUCGGCAAGGCCAUCGGCCAGGCGCUCGUGGACCUCGGAAUCACCAAGGAAGCUGAGCCUACCCCGUUCGCAAACGAGGAGCUCGAGAACUACUGGGGCUCACUGGCCGUGGGCAGCUUCGGCGGGACGACAUGUCGUGCCAAGGCGGAGCGGGCGCGGACGAUCGGGUGGAAGCCCAAGCACGCGGACAUACUGGGAACGAUCAAGGCGGAGGUGGAACUGCAGUGGUCGAUCGCACAGAAGAAUGGCGGCGAGGUUGACUUCACGUUUGAGAGGAACCUUGCCAAGCUGUUUGGGUUUGCGUAGGUGCGAUCGAAGUCUUGCUCGAUAGAACGUUGCAGUCGCAGAUUUGAAGUGUCCAAUCUGAUUAUAAAUGAUUUCUGCCCUUUCGAAUGCCGCCGACGAAUUAGCGAGCAGGUUCAUGGCGGGUGGGGCGACGGCGGCGGCGCUAUGUUGGUAUGCGCGAGUGCGGCUUCAAUACAGCUCCGUGACUUCGAGAUGCAUCAGAUGGGAUGAUCUACA
Molecule: messenger RNA, 1754 nt
Organism: Fomitopsis serialis
Lineage: Eukaryota; Fungi; Basidiomycota; Agaricomycetes; Polyporales; Fomitopsidaceae
Exons: 7
Coding region: 444-1538 (364 amino acids)
Source: RefSeq, a predicted model, not a curated record